UCGGAGUCAGGUGAGCGCGGAGCCGGGACGGAGCAGGACACUUCGAACCGGACCGGAGCGGACCGGAGCGGGCCAGACCAGGCAAGACCGGACCAGAGCGGACCGGACGACCCGAUGAAGUUCACCCGGGAUAUCUGCAGGCUGCUCGGCUUGGGAGCCGAUGGACCCGGAGAGAAGAUGGAGGUUCAGGAUGGAGCUCCCAACUCACUGGACAGAAGAACAGAUCGCGGUUUAUCUCAGGACCUGCUGAGCAGCGAGGACGGUUUGGAUGAAGAGAAGAAGAACAAGAAGAAGACGAGGAGGAGCAGAGCUGAGAAGAGGAGAGACAAAAGAAAAAGGCAGAAGGAGCGCAGGAAGCUGGAGAGGAGAGACGGGACGGCGGACGCUUCACAGCAGCAGGACGAGGAGGGGAUCGGCGCCGGGUCAGACGGUGGCAGUGAGGACGGCAUGAAAGAAGAAGACGAGAAAGAAGAGUGGACUUCCGCUCAGCGCAGGACCAGGAGCGAGCGGCAGCUGACCAGGAGCCCCGAGGAGGAGCCGGAGUGGGACGUCAGCUGUGCGUUCGUAGCAAACGCCGCCAGCAGCAUCAAGCUGAAGGUCCUGAAGAGCAGAACAGCUCAGAACAAAGAGAAUGAGUCCAGAGGCGCUCAGAUGGAGAGUACAGAAGACAUGAAGCGGCGAGGAGAGUCUCUGACAGCCCAGGGCAUUCAGAUGUUCGAGCAAGGCCAGUACAACCAGGCGGUGGACAUGUUCACCGAGGCCAUGUCCUGGGACCCGAACGACCACCGGUUCUAUGGAAAUCGCUCGUACUGUUACUGGUGCCUGGAGCAGUACUCCUCAGCACUGACCGACGCUCAGAGGUCCAUCCAGCUGGCUCCCCAUUGGCCGAAGGGACAUUUCCGUAAAGGGUGCGCUCUGAUGGGGUUAAAGCGGUACAGCGAGGCGGAGCAGGCCAUGGAGCAGGUUCUGAGGCUGGAUCCGAGCUGUAGAGAAGCAUCCAGUAAGCUCUUCGCCUGCCGGGUCCUGCAGCUGGUGGCGAUGGGGUUUGAGGAGGAGCAGAGCAAACACCUGCUGGACAAAUUCAACACCAUUCAGGCAGUGGUCAACUCACCCGAGGCCAAAACGAGGAAGACGACGUCACAGCAGGAGCAUCAUGGAGGCUGCCGGUCUCUCUGGGUUGGAAACGUCAACGUGGAAGUGACGGAACAAGACCUGAAGGAUCUGUUCAGAUGGUUUGGUGAGAUCGAGUGCGUCCGAGUUCUUCAUGAGCGCUUCUGUGCCUUUGUCGACUUCAAGAACGCCAACAUGGCUGCUAAGGCCCUUGAGAAGCUGCAGGGCGCGGAACUAAAGAGCAGCAAGCUAGUGAUGAGGUACCCAGAUCGCUGGACCCAGCGGACCCCGCCCAGCACGCAGCAGACCACCUCCAGCCUCAACCCCACCGCCGACAGGACUCAGACAGGUUUCUCUGCCACGGGGUAGCGCGCGACUGACCAGAGUGUCGAGUUAUUAUGCUGUUCUUGUUUGAUUGACCCAUGAUUGUCCUUCCAGAAGAUCCUUUCUUCUUUCCACAAAUGUUACAUUUUACCUUUUAUUGGACGUGUCAAGUGAAAGGUCAGGACGUGUCAGGGAAGGUUUAGUGUUCAGACAGCAACGUUCUGAAAACAAUGUCUGUUUACAUGUAAAUGGCAGAAACGCUGAAAAUUAGGUAGUUAUCGUGGCAGGAAAUUAGCUGGUGCUGUUCUUUGUUUUGUAAUGAAACUACAAACACAUACAAGCUAAGAGCAAUACGUUACUGUCUAAGAUGAGUCUGCAGACAGUCGCUGGAUUGCUGCUCUGGGUGACUGUCAGCUCUAAAGCCACCAAGUCCCAGGAGAAUACGGACUGGGAGUCAUAACGCUCUGAGGUCGCCAUUGUUGUUAUUGCCAGGCUACUCACACAUGCUGAAGAACACUUCACUAAGGAAGUGGUGUGCAUCCAUCGCAGCAGUAUUUCAGAAAAUUCGAUUUUUCCCGUUUCCACACAAUCGGAGCGUUUUCAAAAAGUGACAGUCAUGAGCCAUUCUCAAAAAGUUGCAUUUAUGGUGACUCCGAGCCAGUGUUCAUUUUGACAUGAAUUUUUCAUUUCAUUUUAGUUUUGGUCACUCACCAAAGACUUGAUUUAGUUAAAGUCACAUUUGAGUUUUUUUAGUUUUUUAAGUUUUGUGUUGCUUUAGUUCAAAUUGAAUCUGUGGAAAUUAGUUUUAGUUUUUAGUCUUAAUUUUAGUCUUGAUGAAAUUUGACAGUUUUGUUGUACUGUAGUACAUUAGAUAGAUAGAUGGAUAGAUAGAUAGAUAACUUUAUGGUCCCAGUGGGAAACCUGUCUUGGGAAAACUGCUACAUCAACAUACUGUACAUCUAAAUAUAAAAACAAUACAGCAUAAAAAAAACAAACAGCAGCAGAAGUGCAAAGGGAUAUUUGUCAUGAUUGUAAAAACUCCAUUGUAAGCAUAUCUUUAAUUAUGUUUAGAUAUUUAAAUUUAGAAUUUAUCACAUAACUCUUGUAUAUGAAUAUCUAAGGCUUGUUGGAAAAAAAUUUAAAUACAUGAACUUCAGAUUCUUUCUGUAAAUUCUCACAACAAAUGACAACCUGCAAGAAAAAAGGCUCCAAUCAUAAUGACCAGCAGGUGGCGGUAAUGCAACCAACGGGAUGCAAGCUGCCGUAAAACAUCACAGAAGAAGAAGAGAAGCACAACAGCAAUCACGGGACUGAGUGACAGUGCUGUGGUGCUGCGUCUCAGUACCGGAGCCGGACCGGAGCCGGUGAGCCCGGCGUGAGGACGGUUAAACCCAGCUUGUCCGGUGGCCAGCGGCAGCUUUUUCGUUAUGUUUUUGCUCGUCUGUUCAUAAUGUCCAGAGAUUUUGUUUUAGUUUUUGUAGUCAUUACUUAUUAAAUUUACUUUCUCGUCACAAAUUAGUCAUGGAAUAAAGGGUCCUCAACGAAUGGUUUUUGUUAAAGUUUUUGUUGACAGAAUUAACACUGCUCCGAGCCGCAAAACAACAAUAAAAGUUUUACAUUUUCAGUUGAAAACGAUGUCGUGUAAACAGGGCAACAGAAGCUUCCCCUUCACACAGGUCCAGACGGAAACUAGCUGAUUUUGGAGACGAGUGUUUCCACUGGCGAACCACAGGCUGCUUCUAGGGAGACAAGGGUCGGUUCACACACAUUCCUGAGCAGUAAGGUCGAGACAAGACACUUUGACAACACUGAUUGUUCCAGUGAAGGAGACAGAAUGAGAAACAGGAAGUACAGAGAUGAGACUGGAGGUGGUGCGACACGAGGAGGACCGGCCUGGGAUGGACUGAGACAGUGUGAAACAGAAAGAGCCGUGCGUCUUACCUGAUGGGGAACAUCGUGCAGAUCCUCAUCUCACGACGACAGCUCGAUCACGGUCCUCAGAAAAGCCGAUUCUUAAACUGCCUUGACGAGACGACAGAUUAGCUUCCAUUGCAUUAGAUUCUGGAAAAUGAAGUGAGGAGGAACUCCUGGUUUCCAAAAUAAUGUCGUAGUUCAGUUGUUGGUUUGAGUCAGAUCCUGAGUCCAACAGAGUCUUUUUGCUGUCACAGAACUUUGUCAUUUUUCUGACCUGUAAAAAGAAUAAUGCUGGAAAUGUUUGACCGUAUUUACUCAGAAUAAUAAAUCAAC
Molecule: messenger RNA, 3681 nt
Organism: Salarias fasciatus (jewelled blenny)
Lineage: Eukaryota; Metazoa; Chordata; Actinopteri; Blenniiformes; Blenniidae
Product: hsp70-Hsp90 organizing protein 1-like
Exons: 15
Coding region: 115-1479 (454 amino acids)
Molecular function (GO): RNA binding; protein binding
Source: RefSeq, a predicted model, not a curated record